GCUUACGUUGAACUUUUGAAAGAAAUUAUAUUCGAUGAAAACUUUACUGUUGUUAAAUUUUAUAAAAAAAUAGAUUUUCCUUUUGUUCAAAAGACUAAAGCAGAGGAAGUUUUAUACAAAGCGUUGGAGACCGUCGCUUCUGAAGAUAAUGUGAAGGCUCAGAAAUUAUUAGUAAAUUUUAACGAACUUAUCAACUCUAACUCAGUGAAAAUUUAUUGGAAUGGUGUUUAUAUCCGUGAUGAGAAAAAUAAAUCCCAAUAUAUUAGAAAUAUAUUGAAAGAAAAAAGGGAUCAGGAAGCUUGUCAAAUAGAGUCUAAUGUAUUAGAAGAGCACAUUAUUGAAAGCAAUCUUUUGUUAAAAAGAAAACGACAAAAUUCGGGAAAAGGAUUUUCGACUCCUCUGAAUAAGGUCAGAAUUUUUGACACGGGAUUCAAUAGUGAUCUUGGACUUUAUAAUGGAGAAUCGUCCUCAUCAGAUUCUGAGAUUGUACCGAAAUUACUUACAAAUGUCUUUCUCGAGGUAAAAGAUUCUGGUGUUGAUGAUGCUGAUAAUAUUUUAGAAUCUGUGGACAACUAUGAUAAUAACGUGGAUAUCGAUGAACAAAGCAAUCCUGAAGUAUAUCAAAGUCCUAUACUGAAUAAUAAUAUUUUAGAAUCUGUGAAUCACGAAGUACAACAAAUACCUAUUCCUGAGUCCGUGGAUAAUAAUAAACAAAAUGAUAGUUUUCCAAAACGCAAAGUUACAAGAAACAAACCUAAAUAUAUCCAGCAUGAUCUUGCACAAGAAUUGUUAACAAAUUUACAUUUGUGUCCAUUGAAAGGACAUAAAUGGCUCUGGGAAGACAUUGAUAUUAUUAAUCUUUUCAAAGAUAACGAAAAUACUAAAACUAAUGGAAUUUCUGAACAAAUUUCAAAAUUGUAUAUAUUGCGUCAAACUUUGCACAAGAAUUCAGUCCAUGAUUUUCCAAAUCUUAAUUUUAAUAUUCGUUAUGCCUACCAGUUUUUUAAUCACAUGUAUAAUAUUUAUUCAAAUGAUGUGUUAGCACGAUCUCUCACUGAAUCCGAAUAUAAUUCAUAUAUAUGGACUCCACUUUUAUGCUAUGCAUUUAUGGAGAAAGAUGAUAUUCGAUUUUCCAGUGGGGAAGUUUCGUCUGUAGCAUAUGACAAGUUGAAAAAACUUGCUCAAAUUCAAACAAAAAGUAGCCCAAAAAUGGACUCAAGAGCGACUAUCAUGUCAAUUGGUCAAGAAGUAUUAAUUCAGGAGAAUGGAAGAUAUGACAACGCCAAUAAAAGAAAGAAUGAUUUAACAAAAUUGGAAUAUUGCUCAAAGGUGUUACUCACCAGUGCAUAUCUUGCCUUACCAACCGAUGCACGUUCAGAUAUUCAUAGGUUUGAGAUAUACUCGAUCCAAACAAACGCAUCCUAUGUAUUCGAAAACGCAAUAUGCAUGCUUGGUUUAACAGACAUUAUAAUUCCACGAACUGUUGAUGCUUUCCCAAAAUGCGUUGAAGCGGUGUGUAAAGUGCUAUCAUGGAAG
Molecule: messenger RNA, 1536 nt
Organism: Dentiscutata heterogama
Lineage: Eukaryota; Fungi; Glomeromycota; Glomeromycetes; Diversisporales; Gigasporaceae
Source: the annotation of a GenBank genome assembly